CAGCUUGUUGAUGCUGUGACAGAAGACCUUCCGUGGAUCGAUUCCAUGGCACUCCCAAUGAACUCGCAAGACAAUGGCCAGUCUGACUCCCAACCGCCGACGGUCGCUCCUUUCUCUCCCUCUACCAUCUCCGGUUCCGCCUUGAGCUCUCGCCAACGCUCCAGUGUCAUCGUGCAUCGCAAGUCGCCGUUGCUGGUGGCUACACCGCCGUCCAUCACCCGGGCCCUGGCCUACUCGCACCCGUUCCUCCUGCCGUUGAACAAGCUUGCGGGCUUAUUGACAUGGACGACCGGGGACCCGUGGCAGAGCUUCCUGCUUGUGGCUACAUUUUGGACGGUGGUGCUAUACAGCGAUGCCAUCAUCCUGUGGGCUGGCCCGAUCUUAGUGGUGAUCGGGUUGAUUCUGGGCAUGUAUGGCCGUCGCUACUCGCCUCUGUCAUCAACGACCUCGACGGGUGAAAAGCACCAGAGCAAAGCUGCGGCGGAGACAACCCGCCACCACAAAAGUUUGGACGACAUUGUUGAGACGUUGCGCACAUUCACAACCCGAUGCAAUAUUCUUCUUGAGCCCUUGCUCGAUUUGACCGACUUCCUAUCUACUCAGCGCACCCCAACCUCUGCAACGACUCGACCGGCGCUUACUGCUCUCUUCAUUCGAAUUCUCCUCGUUACACCCAUUUGGAUCGGUCUUACCCUUCCACCUCUUUACCUAAUUACUACCCGACGCGUCGUCAUGACUGUCGGAACCAUCGUUCUCACCUACCACUCGCGACCCGCGCGGGUCUCUCGUGUAAUUCUAUGGCGGUCUCGAGCAGUUCGCCGCCUUUGCUCCAUGAUUACAGGGCUCUCAGUCGCGGAUGGCCCGAACACACAGAAAGCUCAAAUUCAAGGCGAGGGCCAGGGGCUGAAUAUCUCGACACGGCGGCGUGGGGACGGCUCUGGCGUGCGGUUCACGUUCGUCGUGUAUGAGAACCAACGACGCUGGCUUGGAAUUGGCUGGACAUACUCCCUCUUCCCGGCAGAGCGUGCUGCUUGGACAGAUGAGCAUCUCAACUCCGUCUCACCAAAAGACUCAUUUGAAUUGCCCGAUGUUUCUACCGGUGGCUCGAAAUGGCGCUGGGUGGAGGGUAGUGAGUGGCGCGUUGAAGGCGCGGAUCACUCCACCAAAUCCGAUUCCAAGACCUCCACGAGCGAGGGAUGGAUCUUCUAUGAUAACAAGUGGAAUGAUGGCCGUCGCGCUCAAGAUGGUUGGGAUCGAUACACCCGCCGACGCAAGUGGUACCGCGAUGCCGAACUGGUCGAGGUGCAACCAGAUGGCUCCGUUGGGACCGUCUCAAACCUCACACAAUCUCUAGAAAAGGAAAGGGAAAAGGAAAAAGAGAAGGAAUCCGAUCCUGACUCCCUAAGCCUCUCAUCUACCACGCCCCUCAAAACGCGCAGACGGGGCUGGUUCCGCAACAAGGACAAGGAUCACACCAGUAGCCCUUCCACGGACCAAAGCCGUGCAACGGGUACAAACGUCGGGGCCGCUCUGGAUGGUGCUAGCAGCAACAAAGGCACACCUCCGCGCCCGAUAAGCGUUCGCAACCCGUCCCAGUACAGCAUCCGAGAAGGAAGCGUGGGAACGAGCGAUAGCGCUAGUCUGCGCGAGAAAGACUCAUCCACGCAAGACCACCUCGAUCGAUGGUCGACUAGGGCAUCCGGAGGCACAGAACGAGCGGAAAGGGAAUUCGGAUUGAGUGAUGAGGUGAACAUGGGAUUAAGUUGA
Molecule: messenger RNA, 1767 nt
Organism: Penicillium atrosanguineum
Lineage: Eukaryota; Fungi; Ascomycota; Eurotiomycetes; Eurotiales; Aspergillaceae
Product: PEX28-32 family peroxisomal membrane protein
Exons: 2
Biological process (GO): peroxisome organization
Cellular component (GO): peroxisomal membrane
Source: RefSeq, a predicted model, not a curated record